Messenger RNA from Rhopalosiphum maidis (corn leaf aphid), 2604 nucleotides. RefSeq names its product KH domain-containing protein akap-1-like. Lineage: Eukaryota; Metazoa; Arthropoda; Insecta; Hemiptera; Aphididae. The coding region runs from base 289 to 2193 and encodes 634 amino acids. The transcript is spliced from 8 exons. Gene Ontology annotation, molecular function: RNA binding. The record is from RefSeq and is a predicted model, not a curated record.
GAACUGUGCACAAAACAUGUCCGUCUGUUAGUGAAACACGCUUUUUGUGGUGCGUGUGUGUGUAUUAUAUAUUUGUAUGUUUAUUGUUUGAACAACGCGAAUGAAAGCGUCUUCCUGCUGCUGCUAAACGCAAUUUCCGAUUUCCCAUCGUCGUGUGGAUGCGUCUGACGUAUUAAACGCGGCAAAGACAGUUGCCGAACCUCAACCGACACCAACAAGCCGAUCGCACGAAAAGCGACGAACUGAUCUUCAGGUUUUACACUCGUAUCAAAGUGGAUAUCAUACGAUAUGUUCAAGGUGAGGACUGUAUCGCUGGGGAGAAUUUUAACGUUUUCGACAGCCGUCUUAUACCUCGGUUAUCUUUGGUACAAGCGCAAGAGAACUUUGUCACAUCGCCAGAGUGACAAGAAGAGACCUUGUUCUGAACUUUCAGAACUAACCAAGAUUGACGAUCUAGAAUUGUUUCAGGCAUUAGAAAAAGCCUCUCGUACAUUAGAGGUAUCAAAAACUGUGGAAGAAGAACAUAUUGAGAGUUCCGUUAUUUAUAAAGAUAUGGAGCCAACUGUUGAUCAGAUACAAGUAAAUGAGAAAGAAUCGUUUAUAGAUAACCAAGAAGAAGUGCAUGAAUUGGUUACUAAAGUUAAUACAAUGGCUAGUGAACAACAGGUAUGUUUAGAAUCUAUCACGAUAGAUUCUUUAACCGAAGAUUUAACUAAUUUGAAAUUAAGUACAGAAGAAGAAAAAGAAAAUGAAAUAGUUAUUAAUAUUGAUGAUUCUAAUAAUAUUCAUCAAAUAAUAGAACAUAAUGAGAAAGUAGAAAUAGAACACUCUAAAGAUAAAGCUUGUUGGACAGUAAUGGCCGAAAAAGAAGAUCACUGUGAAUGUCCUAAAGCUGUUCUUGUUAAAAAGGCAAAAAAAGAUGAAGAGCCUAUGAUAUUUGAAGGAAUUAAAUUUAAAGGAAAAAAGAAAAAAGGUAGAAAAAAGAAUCAAGCUAAAGAUACCAUCAAGCUUCCCUCCGAAUCAAACAACAAAAAUAAAACUAAUAGCAUUGUUAAAUCUAUAAAGAAAAACCAAAUUGUAGAAGAAGAUUGUGAUUCAGCGCAUAGUGUAGAUCAUAGUAUUGACACUAAUGAUGCACCAAAUACAAUUUAUUCAGAUAUUAGAAGUGUUGGUUCUCAAGACAGUGGCAAAGGUGGUAGUUCUUUUUCUGGAGAACUUCGCACAGUAUCAGAUUCUGAUGAGCAAACAAAUUAUGACUUUUUAGUUCCAAUUGAACUAGUGGGUCCUAUUAUUGGUAAAAAAGGAGCAUUUGUUAAAUAUAUUAAAGAAAAAAGCAAUGUUAGGCUUUUUGUCGAAAAUAAGACUGAAAGUCCAGAAGAUAAAUAUAAAAUGUGUACAUUAGUUGGAUCUGAAAUAAAUAUAAACAAAGCACUCAAGUUAAUUAGAACCAAGUUUCCUGAAAGAGCUUAUCCAGAGUUAACUUUAGAAUGCAUUUCUUCAAUGUUGGACGGUUCACCUGUUAUUUCUCAACUUUUUAAGUCGGAAUUAAUUGAAGGCGUUAAUAACCAUGUUAUCGUAACCGACUUAGUAGCUACAGAUCAUUUCUUUGUUCAUAAUGCAUCCAGUCCAGAUUAUGCAAUGCUUUCUUCUUUGAACUUUGCUAUGAACGAUACAUUUGGAAACAGCAAAGAAGAUAUUCCAGAAGUAGAUUUACGCACUGUUACCCAUGGUUCUGUAGUAGCCACCUUUAGUGAAGAUAAUUGGUACCGUGCACAAGUGAUUGAUGUAGAUGAAAAAAAAUAUGAAUCUGCAAACGUAUUCUUUUUGGAUUAUGGCGGUUGCAAAAAAAUUGAACAGUGUGAUAUGAGGCCAAUGCAUGACUCAUUAAUAGCAUUAAGUUUCCAAGCAAUCGAAUGUAGUUUAGCGAAUAUUGCUCCAGCUUAUGGUGAGUGGUGUGAAGAAUCCCUAAAAAUGUUUAAAACACUGACUACUGGCAAAAUGUUGUUUGCUCAAGUAGUUUACAAGUCUGAUAGUGUACAAUAUGUUAAUUUAUUAGCUUUUGAUGGCUUUGUGACUAUUUCUAUCAAUGAUGAACUGAUUAAGUAUGGAUAUGCCGUCUACGCUCCACCAAGUGGUAUUUACCGAAAUGAUAUAACACCCGAACUUAAUGAACCAACAUACGCACCUGCAUAGGUUACUUUCUCAUUUGUUUUUAAAGUUGCUUUUGUAUUUUCCUGACUGUUAUUGCGUUUUAUUUUAUUACUAUUUUUUUCCAUUCAUGACUCAAUAAUUUUUAUUCAAUUUUAAAUCUUUCAUUGAAAACCUGCUUUCAGGUAUAUUUUUUUUUUUUUUUUAAGUAAUGCACUCAUUUUUCUACACAAAUUGGUAUUUUUUUUUUAUUAUUUAUGAAAAGAUACAAACUAAAACAUGAUUUAUUUUUAUUAUGAAACAAAUUUUCUUUAGACUAUAGUAAUAAUUAAUUUAAUUAACAAUUAAUUCAUUCUUUAGUACAAAUACCAAACUUUUAAAACUAAUAUUUUAAAUCUUAAUAUGGUUGAAAUUACAAUAUAUUUUUAUUAAAAUACCAUUUGUUAUAAUAUUAAG